AUGUCUGCUUCCGCUAAAACCAGCCAUCUGGCUUGCAUUCUUGUGGCUGUCGUGGCAAUGUAUGCCGCGGUUGUGUCCGCCGAUUGCCCAUCCGACGAGCCUGCCGUGUUUUUCGGAGAGAAGGGCUACCUCACCUUCCCUAAUGCCUAUGGCCUCGCCAUUAACACACACUCGACGCUUUUCAAACAAAUGUCACUGGACUUGAAACUGCGCAAGGGCCCUUCUGCGAGCCGGGAGUUUCGCGUUUUCAGUGUCCGCCACAACUAUUGGGUCGACUUUCUCGACGUUUGGGUGAACGUCCUGUGCGAUGACAGUGCUCAAGUUGUUGUGAACUUCAACGCUGGACAAGGCCCGGUGUCUUUUUCGGCCGACUUUAACGAGCUUCUUGACCAUGAGUGGCAUACACUUGAAGUGACCACCUCGCCCGGUCGCGUCUUCAUCUACAUUGAUACGGAGAUGGUCCAGGAGCACUACUACUUGGGCGGACCCACGCUGAACGUUAAUGUCAACGGCAACGUCAAGGUUGGUGGGACGCGCAGCGGCGACAUGUUCCACGGGUGCAUACGCAACAUCGUUCUCGAGCACUUGCACUUUGAUGGCCGUGAUGCUUACCCUACCGGCGAGGUCAAGUACGACUGCUCCAUCAGCCAGGAUGCAAGCCUGCCAACCGGCAACGAGCGCGUAGAGUUCUUCCCGCUUUCAUCAAGGACCCUCACCGACAUUCGCUUCUGGUUCCGCGGAACGACGACCGACGGCGUGCUCUACCUCCAAAAGGGUGCGUCCGACUCUGUGACUGUGGAGCUGUACAACAAUGCCCUGAACGUGAUUCUGCGCAACAACGCCGGGAAUGAUCUCCACAACGAGCAGUUUGCCGGUCCCUUUGACGACAAUGUUUGGCGCGAGUUUUCCCUGAGCCGGUUUGGGAGCGAAUUCACGGCAAAGAUUUCAACGCCAGGCUUCUACCCUGAUGUGCUUGUCCAUGAUAAUCUGCUAAACUCUGGCCUGAUCACGCUGACUGGCAACUCGUUGUUUGGAGGCCUGUCCCCGGCUUUCCCGGUUGGUGGCGGCAAUGCAACUCAAGGCUACCAAGGCUGCCUGCGCGAUUUGAGUGGAGGUGGUGUGCCUCGUUUGAUUCAAGAUGCACUUGACAAGCCGGGUGUUGUUCUGGAUGACUGCGAUUGCCUGCAAUGCACCAAUGAUGCCCAACGAGGCUGCCCCAUCGCAUUCAAUGGCACCGGAGCCGUUCUCGAGCGAAACGAUGAGGUGGCCAAGGUCACCCUGCGCAGCCACAUGACAGAGGUGGAUAGGGUGCACGUCGGAAGAUCAGCUGCAGUGCAUCGUACGUGCUAUGGACAUCGGCAACAGGCAAGCGCCAACUCCGAAAGCUGA
Capsaspora owczarzaki ATCC 30864 is the source of this 1389-nucleotide messenger RNA. RefSeq lists its product as hypothetical. Bases 1 to 1389 code for a protein of 462 amino acids. The transcript is spliced from 3 exons. Lineage: Eukaryota; Filasterea; Ministeriida; Capsasporidae. The record is from RefSeq and is a predicted model, not a curated record.